AUGUCUACUAUUAAACAACAUCAAAGGUCAGAAAGUGGUAAUGGGAACAUAUCAGGUACAGUGGCCCAAGUGUCUUCAACCACAACAACAACAAACAUAACCACAUCUUCAUCCUCACUUUCUUCUUCAUCUGAUUGGAAGAAAUAUUCUUCAGAUUUAAUGGAACAUCAACCAAGUAGUCAUUAUUCACCACCUCAAUCACCGUUGAGUGUUUCCGAUCCUCUUGGGGGAUACUUUCAAAAUCUUAGAUCACCAGAUACCAAUGUCCGUAAAUCGGCCGUUGAGAAUAUUAUUAGUCUAUUGACCGCACCAGAAAAUGAAAAAUUAUUAAGAACAAACAUCACAAAUAUAGUAGUAUUGGCAACAGAAUCACCAUUUGAAGAAAUUACAGAUGCAUUUUCAACUUUAUUAUCAACUAUACAAGAAAAAUAUCAUAUACCAAAACAAAAAACAACAUCAUUUAUAAAUGAAACACAAUUACCACCAUUAAAUAGUAAUGAUCAAUUAACAAAGAGAUUAUUUCAAGAAGCAUUUUUACAAUCGGGAAGAGUCAACCAUAUCAUACGAUUGUUGGGCUGGCAUCCACAAUAUUUGGAGAGAUUUUUAGCAUCGUACAACAAGGUGAUGCGUGACCAAGGACCACUUCCACUGCCAUGGAGAAACUAUAUAGGGAUUUUGGCAUCGGCAAGAUACAACUGUGGCUAUUUGGUGGCAUUGCUCGAACACGAAUAUCUGCAUAGUGGAGGCGACCCCAAGUGGUUGCAAGGCGUCGAUCACAUCCCACAAAAACUAAAGAACCUCUUAAAGAUUGUAGAGAUGAUGGCACAUCAACCAUGGCUCUUGCCCAACGUCGAUAUCGAAUAUUUGGUCAAGGGACAGGAUGCCUGGUCAAUAGCAGAGCUCGUGCACGCGAUGAUAUUGAUUUGUACAUUUUUAUCGUUGGCAGGUUUUGUCUUUUCGUGCGGUAUCCUGCCCGAAUAUGGACUAGCCUCGACAACAACACUCGACGAGAGAACAUCGUUCUCGCUCAACGAAAGCGACUGCGAAGUGGAGGAUUUGACAGCGUCGGAAAACACCAUCAAGGUGAUGGAGCUGCUCAAAAAGAAAAAGGAAGAGCAAGAGGAAGACGACUUUGAAGACGGCGGGCCCGAGAUUGAUCGUCAACAAGAAUUUCACAAUGCAGGCAACAUUGACGCCGACAAUAGCAGCAGCAGCAGCAGCGGCAGCAGUAGUUUGGCCACCACCUCGUCGUCGACUUAUGGCGGCAUCGUAGACAUGUCUCGCUACAACUGCAACAAUCAGCUGACACACACCGACUUUGAUGUCUCAUCAAAGGAUUAUACCAUCUUUUCCGUUCAAGACUACUCGUGGAAGGAGCACGGCUAUGAAUUGGUCAGUCGUAUCUUUCCCGACGCCGCUCCCCUCCUCGACGAGGAGUUCUCUUUUGUCUAUACAAUGACCUACUACCGUUUCAACAAUAGCACCGACAUUGACACUCUCCCCUUCCGUAGAGCCGUCUGGUACUAUGUACAGCGUGUCAAGGGUAUGUGUCACGACGACUACAACUACCAAGAGGUCAACAUGUUCCUCAGUCGCAAUCUCAAAUACUAUGUCAAAAAGGCUGUCUGCUUCCCAGACAAUAUCUCAAAAAUCGAUUACUCCAAAUUGGGUUAUGAUCUCAAACCAGAUGAAAAAUGUCAUUUAGCUCUCUUGGCUGUAUGUUCUCAUAAACAAGCAGCUCUUCUCUAUGGUCUCUAUACUGUAAUGUCUUAUCAAAAUCGUAGAUAG
Cavenderia fasciculata is the source of this 1788-nucleotide messenger RNA. Its product is annotated as sestrin-like protein. Gene Ontology annotation, cellular component: nucleus. Gene Ontology annotation, biological process: positive regulation of macroautophagy; negative regulation of TORC1 signaling; cellular response to leucine starvation. Gene Ontology annotation, molecular function: oxidoreductase activity, acting on peroxide as acceptor; L-leucine binding. Lineage: Eukaryota; Evosea; Eumycetozoa; Acytosteliales; Cavenderiaceae. The record is from RefSeq and is a predicted model, not a curated record. The coding region runs from base 1 to 1788 and encodes 595 amino acids. The transcript has 3 exons.